GACGCUCAGGAAGUGGAUUAAACCACCAAAGAUUCCCGCAGAUUCGAUACCGACUGUGCCAAUGUUAAAGACGUGUUCAUGCUAAGCUGAACGUUUGGCUGAACACAUUUAUGGGAUAUUAAGGACGAUAAUGCUGCUGGAUGGUUGCGCUCAUGAAAUUCACCAGAGAUAUAUGCAGGCUGUUGGGACUCGGGAGCGGUCCUGCGGCCCAGGAGGAGCAGAUGGACUGUGGUGCCGCAAACCCUGACCCGAGUGCCACCUUGUCACAGGAUGCAUUAAAUGGAGAGGAGGAGUUGAGUGAAGAGGAGAAAGUGAGACAGAAGGCAGAGCGACGCAAAGCCAAGAGGAAGCGCCGUCGGAAGCGUAAGAAGCAGGAACAAAAUAAGCAAAAUGACAAUGCUGAACAGGAUGACGAAGAGGAUGGAGGUGUGGAGUCUGAACUAGAUGAGAGUGAUUCAGAAGCAGAAGUUGGGGCUGAAGAGGAGAAACAAAGGGCUCAAAAAGAAGAGAGAGAGGAGAAAUCAGAGGCCUGUUCCAAAGAUGUUGCCAAUCCUGCUAUUGCUCCUUCAGGAUAUCAGAAGACUCAAGCCAGAUCUGCUGAGGAGGAGCCCGAGUGGGAUGUGAGCAGUGCCUUCUUUGCUAAUGCUGCUAGCCAUAUCAAACCCAAAGGAUCAAGUCGCAAGUCCAAAGAAAACAAGGAGAAUGAAGCAAAGAGAGAGACAAAUGGAACUGAUACCGUGACCAAGAAAAGUGCAUCACUGACAGAGAAAGGGAUAAAGCUGGUGCAAGAAGGGCAGUAUGCACAAGCAGUCAGUAUGUUUACAGAAGCCAUCAAAUGUGAUCCCAAAGAUUACAGGUUCUUUGGCAAUCGUUCGUAUUGCUAUUACUGCUUGGAGCAAUAUCCUCAGGCCCUGGCAGACGCUGAACGCUCAAUUCAGCUGGCCCCAGAGUGGCCCAAAGGAUACUUCCGCAAGGGCAGUGCUCUAAUGGGCUUGAAUCGGUACAGUGAGGCAGAAAAGGCUAUGGAGCAGGUGCUGAAACUGGACAAAGACUGCGAGGAGGCUGUCAAUAAUUUACUUAACUGCAAAGUACUGCAGUUAAUGGAACUUGGCUUUGAAGAAAUGCAGAGUGUCUUACUGCUGGACAGAUUUUCAACAGUGCAGGGUGUUCUGGCAUAUUAUUCUGAAGCUGCCAAAGCAGCUGGAAGCACAGAUUCAUCAGUCGUGCAACCAGGAACUCCAUGUCCAUCUCUCUGGGUGGGAAAUGUGACAACUGAAUUAACUGAGAAACACUUGAGGGACCUUUUUAAAAUGUAUGGUGAAAUUGAGAGUAUCCGUGUGCUGCAUGAGAGAUUCUGUGCCUUUGUUAACUUCAGGGAUGCAGGCAUGGCAGCUCGUGCCAUGGAGAAACUAAAUGGUUAUUGUAUUGAGAACACACGUUUAGUGGUGCGCUAUCCUGAUCGCCGCACUCAGAGGGCCCUUCCCAUUCCACUCAAGACUUGUCUCCCUGUCACACAGCAGGGAGGCACAGCUGCUGGACCUCGAAGACGUGGCCCGGUUAACGGAGAUGAGUGUUACUUCUGGAGAACCACUGGCUGCCAUUUUGGGGAGAAAUGUCGCUAUAAACACAUUCCUGAUCAGAAAGGCAAGGACCGGAAACCCUGGCAGCCUUGAACACAGUUUACACUCUGACUCAGUACUGAGAAGGAAACAGGGAUACACCGACUGUGCCAAUGGGACUGGCACUUGUCAAACCAGGUUCUCUGGGCUAAAAAUAUUUACUGUGGCAGAAUGGAUGAGAAUAUUCAAAGGAUCAGAGCCAGCAUUCAGGUUCUAAUGGAGGGGUACGUGUGUGCCACAAAGGACUUGGACCAUGAAGGUUUGUAUUUUGACCAAAGCUCAGACUAGAUGAUCUUUUAUUACUAAGAAAUAUUAUCUAAAGGAGGGCAACAAAAGCAGCUGGUAUAGUUUUUGAAUGAAAACCUUCAUAUUCACAGCCCUUCAUGGCACAUGGAAAUUGAUUCUGUCUUUUAAGGGGAAGAACCCAACACCUCAAGCAAAGAACAUAAAGAGGAAGUGAAACUGCUUUGGUCCGCGAUUUGAAGAAAAUUGAAACCUCUGCCAUGUACGGUAGUAAUGAAAGGAAUACAUGUGGAUAUUGAUAUCUUUGGGACUUUCCUUCUAUAGAAAUUCCAUCACAAACCAGUAUUCCUUCCCAUUUUUAAAGUAAAAUGUAAUUAACCUGAUUCUAACUAUUGAGAUGUACCCGUUACCAAAAACAGCUCACAUGGGUCUGCAGUUAUCACUGGGGUUUCAUUCCUACUUGUUCAUAUUCCAGUGUUGAAACAUUGUCCACCAGACCAAAGACUUAAAAUUAAACUUGACGUUUAAGUACCUCACCUAUGCCGAUGAGGAUUUUUGUCUUGCCAAUAAUCUACAGAGACCUAGAAGGAUGCCUUUUUUGUGCUAUGUAGCCUUACAAAUGAUCUUAUGUGGGUAAGUGGACAUAAGAGCCACAAUUGGACUUGAAGGACUGAAAAAUUCUAUGCAUUAGUGCAUGGAUUAGGUUUAUAAGUAACUUUAUUCACCACUUGGCUGUCUGUCUCUUCUGUUGUUUUUGUUGUUUUUCUCUUCAGUUGUUAAUGUUAGUGGAGACUCACUGUCCAUGAGUGCUCUGGGAAUGGAAGAAGCAAUAGCAACACCUGACAACGUAAUGUAAAUGCUGCUUUUAUAAAGGCUGUAGUGUUCGGUUUUUGGUGAAUCUGUCUCUAAAAUGUAUUUUGUUAACUUCUUGACAGUUUUAAGGCCCAAAAAUUUGUUGUCCUUGAUUGAAUGACACUUGUUAUGAAGUGCUUAAGUUCUGCAGACUCAUCCCUGCUUUUUGAACUGUGGGAGAGCUGGUUUGUAUACCCAAUUCAAAUGUCAAACUUUUGUUGUUUUAUUUUUUUUUUUAAAUCUCUGCAGGAGAAUGUUCUGUUUGCUCUGUUGGUGCAGUUGCAUUGUAAGCAUCAAAGUUCUUCAUCUAUGCAAAAAGUCCUGAAUCGCUGGUCAGUUUUGUGUCAGAAAUGCAUUCCACCACUUGCAGAAAUUUUAAUAUGCACGCACAGAUGUUUAAAGUCAUACACUUAAUUUUUGAACCUUGAAAAGCAGUGUUUUUAAACUUUCAGUAUUUCAGUGAACUGAAGAAUCUGAUGGCUCUGCAUGAAAACGGCCUCAUUUUUUGAAUAGUUUUAACACUAGACCGAGCAUUAAAGCCAAUUGGCAUCUGUAUCAUUUAGUAGAAAACAGAUCUGGUUAAAGUCCACACUACGUUAACUUGUAAACUAUGCAUAGCAGUAUUUAUUUUUCUAUUUAUACAUACAUAGUUUCCUGUUGGUGAACCUUUUUCUGAAGUUAUAGAAUCAGAAGGUCUCUGCUGCUUAGUUCUGGCUUUAAGAGCAAACAUUAAAAAAAAUAUUUGGUGCAAACACUGUCACAUGCUGCACUUCUGCUUUUAUUGUAUUGCUUUCUGUCUUGUGGCUGGAAAUUGUGAAAAAGGAAUUGGGCACCACAUGUUAAGAGUGCUCUUGUCUAUUUGACCCACUUGCUCAGUGCUUUUUGUAAUCUGUGCUGUUAAUUGUGGUUGUACAUUGCAUUUAAUUUUGUAGACUUUUUUUUUUUUUUUUUUUUUUUUAACCAUAGAAUAUUUUUAAUUGCAUUGUAUAACUAUUUCAUAUUGAAUUUUUCUUCCAAUGCUUUAUUUUUUUUUUGUUUUGUUUUUUAAAAAAAGUCUCUUUACCUUGUUUCAAACUAUUUCAGGAAAAUGUGUUUCUGAUUAUACUAUACACAUUUAUGACCAGAGCACUGCAACCCAGCUAAUUACUACAAUAUUUGUAUUAUUACUGCACA
Molecule: messenger RNA, 3887 nt
Organism: Archocentrus centrarchus (flier cichlid)
Lineage: Eukaryota; Metazoa; Chordata; Actinopteri; Cichliformes; Cichlidae
Product: stress-induced-phosphoprotein 1
Exons: 16
Coding region: 141-1673 (510 amino acids)
Molecular function (GO): RNA binding; protein binding; metal ion binding
Source: RefSeq, a predicted model, not a curated record